AUUUUAAGGUUUUUUUUGAAAGAAAAUGUGUAUAGAGAGUUACAAAGGGCGAUGAUGUGGACUGGACUUAACCCUGUCUUGGGUUCUAUUCCAAGACUUUAACCAACUAAAAUACGAGUACUAGACCAUCAAUAAUUUGAUUAUAGCCCUCGGUUUGGUCAUAAGAAUUGUAAUUAAGAAUAGGUGUUACUCCGUAAUAUCUUUGAUUUGCAUUCUUAAUUACUAUAAAAAUUUGAUGCUUUUAAAAUUAAGCAUUGAUAUGGAUUUUUACUAUAUCCCAUUAUUGUUUGUUUUAUUAUACUUGCAUGUAAGAAAAUUCGAUGGAAGUCUACAAACUUGGCUCACACACAAACAAAUGUAGAAAUAUUAUGAAUGGAGGGAGUAUAUGAUAUCCACUUAAUCAUAAAAGUUGGUUCGAAGUUGGUUUAUCAUCGACUUCCGUGGAGUGAGCCCGAGACACCUUUUUUGCUCGAAGUGCUCUAUGAAGAUGAUGACAUGAUUGCUAUAAAUAAGCCGUCUGGUUUGCAAGUUCUACCUGGAGGACUCUUCCAGCAGCGUACUGUUUUGACACAGUUAAAGUGGCAUGCGAACAAGAAUGGCAAUUCAUCACCAGGUCAACUUCAUCCUGUUCCUGUUCACCGUCUAGGCAGGGGCACAUCAGGUGUAUUGCUUUGUGCAAAGACGAAGAGUGCUAAGGCUCGCCUUGCUGCAUAUUUUGCUGACGGGACAUCAUUGGUGAGAGGAAAAAGAGAGAUAGACUCAGAGAAUGAAGUAGAACGAAGGAUAACCAAAACAUAUCGGGCACUAGUCAAGGGGAUUAUAGACACGAAUGAGGUUCUGAUCAACAAGCCAAUUGGAAUUAUACGAUAUCCUGGGGUUGCUAAGGGUCUAUAUGUUGCACUGCCCUCAGGUAAACCAGCCCUAAGCAAAGUCAGGGUUCUUGAAAGAGAUCUUGAGAAAGACCAGUCACUGGUGCAGGUUGAGAUACAGUCAGGAAGGCCUCACCAAAUACGUAUUCAUCUAUCCCUGAUAGGGUAUCCACUGUUAGAUGAUCCUCUCUAUGUUGCUGGUGGUCAACCAGAGUGUUUUGAUUCGGAGCUUGUUGAGGAGGACUUUGCAGAAGAUGGAGGGUAUCAACGGCCUACAAAACCUGUUCCCGGGGACUGUGGGUAUCACUUGCACGCACAUGAAGUGAUUCUAUCCCACCCUACUUCAAAUGAGGUUCUGAGGAUCAUUGCACCACUACCAUCUAUGCUAAAAUUAAAGGAAGAGUAGUUGAGGAAGUCGCUGACAAUUUUGUUUUAUCGGUUUAAUGUGUUGUACCCUAUUAAAUGUACUAGUAAGUGCAAUAUUUUGUUUAAUUAUUUGAUCUUUAGUCGAUGUACCCCUUCAAAUUCUCUAAUCAAAGUUGAUUAAAUGGAUGAUUCAAUUAAUAGCUGAAA
Molecule: messenger RNA, 1442 nt
Organism: Chenopodium quinoa (quinoa)
Lineage: Eukaryota; Viridiplantae; Streptophyta; Magnoliopsida; Caryophyllales; Amaranthaceae
Product: RNA pseudouridine synthase 5-like
Exons: 11
Coding region: 373-1275 (300 amino acids)
Biological process (GO): pseudouridine synthesis
Molecular function (GO): pseudouridine synthase activity; RNA binding
Source: RefSeq, a predicted model, not a curated record